This is a messenger RNA of Esox lucius (northern pike), 5452 nucleotides long. RefSeq names its product ankyrin repeat domain 44 (gene ankrd44). Bases 556 to 3720 code for a protein of 1054 amino acids. The transcript is spliced from 27 exons. Lineage: Eukaryota; Metazoa; Chordata; Actinopteri; Esociformes; Esocidae. The record is from RefSeq and is a predicted model, not a curated record. Gene Ontology annotation, molecular function: protein binding.
UUUUAGCCACCGGAGGACAGCAGAGUAAGAAAGCUACAUAAGUCGAGCGUUGAAGCUGACUGUGAUGACUCUCCUCAAAUUCAGCAUCUGAGUGGCGCGAGAGGCUGGAACUUCCUGUGCUGUCUGUUCACCCGUUUUACAUAUACAGGGUGAUUUUGGAGCUGCAAAGUGACAGGGAGCGAGUGUAUCCAUUAUGAGAGAAAGGCGUCCGUGCUGAAGCUGUAAAUGCGGAUUGUUUACAUCAGUCGGAGAAGCUUUUCCUUCUAUGCCCCCUCCUUCCGCGCAGUGUCGCGGCGGCUUCCUCGACUCCCCUUCACCGCAGACAACACUGGAGCUGGCUAUGGGGCCGUAAACAGCCCGGGCCCUGACUAAAGACCUGCGUUGCAUCAGAAAAGGAAGAUUAUUGAUGCACAAUUCACUUUGUUGACUGGUGCAUCAAACAAGAGUUAUUGCUAGGAAACAACUACUGAUUUUGAACUACGUUCUUUUUCCAAGAUAAUCGCAAGCUCUGAUAUUGGAGUGGGUUGAUGUGCCGACCAAGCUGACCGAGAUAUUAUGGCUGUUCUAAAACUCGUCGAGCAGCCUCCGCUGGUCCAGGCCAUCUUCAAUGGAGAUCCUGAGGAGAUCCGCAUGCUUAUUCACAAAUCCGAGGAUAUCAACGCCUUGGAUGCAGAGAAGCGUACCCCACUCCAUGCCGCAGCCUUCUUGGGGGACGCCGAGAUAACCGAGCUUCUCAUUCUGUCUGGGGCUCGAGUAAAUGCCAAAGACAACAUGUGGCUCACUCCUCUCCACCGCGCUGUGGCGUCCCGUAGUGAGGAGGCGGUUCGCGCGCUGAUCCGCCACUCGGCUGACGUGAACGCGCGGGAUAAGAAUUGGCAGACGCCGCUCCACGUUGCCGCGGCCAACAAGGCUCUCCGCUGCGCUGAGGUCAUCAUCCCCCUCCUGAGCAGCGUCAACGUGUCGGACCGCGGGGGGCGGACCGCCCUGCACCAUGCAGCCCUCAACGGCCACACGGAGAUGGUAAACCUGCUAUUGGCAAAGGGAGCCAACAUCAAUGCAUUUGACAAGAAGGAUGGCCGUGCACUGCACUGGGCAGCAUAUAUGGGUCACCUGGAUGUAGUGUGCCUACUGGUCAGCCAGGGUGCGGAGGUCAGCUGUAAGGAUAAACGAGGUUACACCCCCCUACACACAGCCGCUUCUAACGGUCAGAUCGCAGUGGUCAAACAUCUGCUCAACUUGGCUGUCGAGAUCGAUGAGGCCAAUGCUUUCGGGAACACCGCCCUUCACAUAGCCUGUUUCAACGGUCAGGACGCCGUCGUCAGUGAGCUGAUCGAUUACGGGGCUAACGUCAGCCAGCCCAACAACAAGGGGUUUACCCCACUGCACUUCGCCGCCGCGUCCACCCACGGAGCCCUCUGCCUGGAGUUCCUGGUCAACAACGGAGCUGACGUGAACGUACAGAGUCGGGAUGGGAAGAGCCCCCUCCACAUGACGGCGGUCCACGGCCGCUUUACUCGCUCCCAGACGCUCAUCCAGAACGGUGGUGAGAUUGACAGCGUGGACAAGGAUGGAAACACUCCGCUUCACGUAGCUGCUCGAUAUGGCCACGAGCUUCUCAUCAACACACUCAUCACCAGUGGAGCUGACUGCACAAGACGAGGGGUCCAUGGUAUGUUCCCCCUCCACCUGGCUGCUAUGAACGCCCACUCAGACUGCUGCCGGAAACUGCUCUCCUCAGGCUUCCAGAUCGACACCCCCGACGCCCUGGGGAGGACCUGUCUACAUGCAGCCGCCGCUGGGGGUAAUGUGGAGUGUGUCAAGUUGCUGCUGAGCAGUGGAGGGGACCACAACCGGAGGGACAAAUGUGGCAGGACCCCUCUCCACUAUGCGGCUGCCAGUCGUCACUAUCAGUGCCUGGAGACCCUGGUGUCUUGUGGGACCUGCAUUAACGCCACUGACCAGUGGGGGCGCUCUGCCUUGCACUACGCCGCUGCCUCCGAUCUGGACAGAAGGCGGCGUCAGGCUUUGGAGCCGGAGAGUGAAGGGGUCCAGGCAGAGAAGGAGAAGGAGGCUGCACUCUGUCUGGAGUUCCUGUUACAAAGUGGUGCUACUGCCUCUCUGAAGGACAAGCAGGGCUACAGUCCAGUCCACUACGCUGCAGCCUAUGGCCACAGACACUGCCUGGAGCUGCUGCUAGACCGAGAUGAGAGUCAUCAGGACCCUGACUCUGGGAGCGCUCGGAGCCCGCUCCACCUUGCUGCGUACCAUGGCCACGCCCAGGCCCUGGAGGUGCUUCUUCAGGGGGAGAGGGAGGUCGACCAGGGGGACGAGGCCGGGCGUUCUCCCCUGGCCUUGGCAGCCCUCAGGGGCCACACUGACUGUGUCCACACCCUCCUGGGCCAGGGGGCCUCGCCACGUACCACGGACACCAAGAGAGGACGCACCCCAGUACACCUGGCAGUGAUGAACGGACAUACCUCGUGUGUGCGCCUCCUGCUGGAUGACCAGGACAGUGCAGACUUGGUGGAGGCCGCGGACUCCCAGGGACAGACUCCUCUGAUGCUGGCGGUGGCCGGGGGUCACGUGGACGCCGUAUCUCUGCUGCUGGAAAGGGGGGCCGCCGUCGACACAGCUGACAAUAAUGGCAUGACCGCCCUCCACCUGGGGUUGCUGUGUGGUCAGGAAGAGUGCGUCCAGUGUCUGUUGGAGCAGGAGGCCUCUGUGCUGCUGGGGGACUCCAGGGGCCGAACGGCCCUGCAUCUAGCUGCUGCGAAGGGCCACGCGUCCUGGCUCGCGGAGCUGCUGAGUAUCGCCUGUUCCGAACAGCCGACGCCCCCCCUCCGGGACCACCAGGGAUACACACCGCUGCACUGGGCCUGCUCCUACGGUCACGAGGGCUGUGUUGAGGUGCUGCUGGAGCAGAAAGGUUGUCGCUGUAUCGACGGCAACCCCUUCACCCCCCUGCACUGUGCCGUGAUGAACGACCACGAGCCCUGCGCCUCCCUGCUCCUGGAGGCCAUGGGAUCGGACAUCGCCAGCUGCAGGGACUCUAAGGACAGGACACCCCUCCACGCGGCGGCGUUCUCUGGUCACGUGGACUGUGUCCAGCUGCUCCUGUCCCACGACGCGCCCGUGGACGCAGUGGACCAAUCGGGGUGCAGUGCACUGAUGAUGGCUGCCGAGAGGGGCAGAGUUGAGGUGGUAGAGCUGCUGUUGAACAGUGCCAACGCCACUCUGGGUUUCGUGGACCAGAACGGGAACACGGCUCUCCACCUGGCCUGCAGUAGUGGGAAGGAGGACUGUGUGCUGUUAAUCCUGGAGAAGCUGAAGGACACGGUUCUCAUAGGUGCCACAAACACAGCACUGCAGACGCCCCUCCACCUAGCGGCCCGUCGCGGUCUGAAGCAGGCCGUCCAGGAGCUGUUGUCCAGGGGGGCCAGUGUUCAGAUGUUGGAUGAGAACGGUCUGACUCCUGCUCUGGCUUGUGCUCCUAGCAGGGAGGUGGCUGACUGUCUGGCUCUCAUUCUGGCUACCAUGAUGCCUUUCUGCUCCCCUUGCAGCUCCGGAGCACCCUCCCCAGGUUCCCUCCUGAGGGCCUUACCCAGACAGGGGAAGGGCUCCCGGGGACCUCGCAGCCCAAAGGCCCCGUCGGGACCCUCUAGCGAUGGCAGUGCUAGUCAGGGCACCAAUGAAAAUGACUCGGACUCUGAAACCUUUUGACUCCUACGACCAGGACCUAUGAUGCUGUCUCUUAUCAGAACGCACGAUGUCCUCAGAUCAGCACUUUCCAACCACCUACCACCCCUGAUCUCAUGUGUCCCCAGAGAAAAAUCUCUCAGUGGGGCUUGUAAAGGACUUGAUCCACUCUGAAGGCUAGAGCUUGACCCCUGAACUAAACGUGCCUGCUGGUGCUUCUCCAGAUCAACCUUGGGUACUUCGUUUCAGCUUAGCUAUGACAGCAGCUGAGACAUUUCCAAUGAAAGCCAUUUUUUUUAAUCGUUUGCAUGAAUAGGACCAGGAAAAAAGAAAAGCAGAAAUGUAAACUUUUAAACAGAUUUUUUUAUUUUGGUUGAUGUACCAAAAAUGGACACAAGUUUACACUGUAUACAGUAUCUGUUUUAUUGUUGUGUCUGGGUAGGUAUACAGAAAGGUACAAACUGCUCUAUCUACCCAGGGAUGUAAGUAUAGCACAACCUAACUAAAGCACAAUUCCGGAAUUCACUCCGAGGCCUAUUAUAGAGACAGGGUAAACCUCUAGUCAGAGUGGACGGAUUGCUCCCUGGGCAGUUCCCACACAAAUACAAAUCAGACAUUGAUUGGGCCCCUAUGAUUUUCUUAAACAUGUCAGCCAACCAAACUCUCAGCAAUGAUUAUUAUCUAUGGGGAACAAGGAUCCAGUGUUGAUUGGGAUUUUCUCACACGGUCAGUUAGUCAAGUUGUAAUGUUACAGGACCACAGUGUUUCAGUGUGCUGAGAUACUUUAUGAUGUCAGAUUUGGUCUCCAGAGAAGAGUUUUUAACACCUCUGCAGUAUUUAUUAAAGUUUAUAUUAUGGUACAGAAUACUGCCUGCACUUGAAACAUAAAGGAGAGCAGGACGACUCUUCAUCCCUUCCCCAUUUCCUGUCCACACAGGUUCUGUCUACCUUGCAGGAGUGUGUCAGUGCCUUGUCUCUCCCUUGUUUUUAGUUUUUAUUUCCAUUUUCAAAACUGUCUGAGUAUGCCAAUUGUCCGUGUGUGUGUGUGUGUGUGUAAUAUAUGUGUGACAUUCAUUGGAAACGUUUGAGAUUAGAGUCGGUGAACUCAAGAGGUAGGGACCAUUUUAGAGUCCUAUCGCUUUUAACCCUGAAAAAAAAGUCACCUCACACCAAUAUAACUUCUCAGCUAAGGUCAGACAUGGGUGUGUGUGUUUGUCUGUGAAUGCAUGUGUGUCUGCAACAAGGUGUCUGUGACAAAAUGGCGUUUUCAGAUUUUUGUUUAUACGGUUAUUGUAAUUGUGUAUGAUGUCAUAGAAAAGCGCAGCCUAUUCUGUAAUAACUGUCUCAAGCACAGAGAAUGAGAACCACCGAGCACGUUUUAAAAAGCAGUGUUAGUUUGAUGUCUCUGUUUCUAAAGACAUUGAGAAUAACAGUGACAAAGAGAUUAUGUGUGUCCAAAAUGGCACCCUAUUCCUUACAUAGUGCACUGAUUUUGGCCAGAACUCCUUGACCCUUAUCAAGAGUGUUGUGCUAUAGAGGGAACUGGGAGACAUUUAGGGCGUGGCCAUGUCUUGUCAGUAUUAUGUCAUAGUGAGCGUCACACAACCAGUGAGUCGUGACAGUCGUAUCAUUCUGUCACAUUGAUUUUCAUACCAUUUCCUGAUGCAGUUUGAUAUGCUGAAGGCUGUUUGUCAGCUAGCCUUUGUUUUAUAUGAAUGAAUUGUACAAUUAUAAUAUAAAAAUCUGUUUUAAUUUA